AGUGACCUGCUUAAAGAGAAAGCCGUGGGUCUCUGCUGGGUUUCAGCGUCCCUUGUGCUGCUGCAGCCCUGACUGAGCACUUCCACAACCCAGGGAGAAGCUGCUCUGAGCACUGAGAGCAUGUCUGCUUUCAGGUUCGGGGCUAGCCUGCUGAUGGUGCUGGGGUGUCUGUGCGCUCGUGGUUCGCCCUGUGGCAUCUCAACACACGUGGAAAUAGGCAUUUACGAGCACAGGCAACUGUUAACUGAGCACCAAGAUGCAUAUCAGGCGGGAACCGUAUUUCCGGAUUCUUUUUACCCCAGCAUCUGCAAAGGAGGCAAAUAUCACGAGGUGGCUGAAAGCACCCACUGGACUCCAUUCCUGAAUGCAAGUGUUCAUUACAUUCGGGAGAACUACCCCCUUCCCUGGGAGAAGGACACAGAAAAAUUGGUGGCUUUCUUGUUUGGAAUUGCCUCUCACAUGGUGGCAGAUAUCAGCUGGCACAGCCUGGGCAUUGAACAAGGCUUCCUUAGGACAAUGAGCGCUAUGGAUUUUCACAACUCCUUUUCUGAAGCACACCCCAUUGGCGAUUUUGGAGGCGAUGUGCUGAGCCAGUUUGAGUUUAAUUUCAAUUACCUCACACGACGCUGGUAUGUGCCCUCCAAAGAUCUCUUGGGAAUUUAUAAGAAGCUGUACGGCCGAGACGUCAUCACCAACAAUGUCAUUGUUGAGUGCACGCAUCUUCAGUUCUUGGAAAUGUAUGGUGAGAUGUUAGCAGUUUCCAAGCUCUACCCCAUCUUUUCUAGUAAGUCCCCAUUUUUAGUCGAACAGUUCCAGGACUAUUUCCUCGGAGGACUGGAUGAUAUGGCGUUUUGGUCCACGAAGACUUACCAUCUGAUAAGCUUCAUGUUGGAAAAUGGAACCAGUGACUGCAGUCUACCUGAAAACCCUUUGUUCAUAGCCUGCGGUGGGCAGCACAACAACACCCAUGGCUCAAAAGUACAGAAACAUGGUUUAUAUAGAAAUUUUACUAUAUCCCCAAUGAAAGUUACUGAACGAAACAUAAAUUAUACAGAAAGAGGAGUCUUCUUUACUGUGGAUACCUGGACCCCGAGUUCCUUUAGCUUCAUGUAUCAAACUUUGGAAAGGAAUGUGCGGACCAUGAUGACAGGCGGCUCCCAGCAUUCCCUGAAGCACGUCUCCAGCCCCUCGGCCUCUUACUUCCUGUCAUCUCCCUACGCCCGGCUGGGCUGGGCGUUGACCUCGGCGGACCUCAACCAGGACGGACACGGUGACCUCGUGGUGGGCGCGCCCGGGUACAGCCACCCAGGCCACAUUCAGGUUGGCCGUGUGUACCUCCUCUAUGGCAACGACCUGGGCCUGCCCCCGGUCGACCUGGACCUGGACAAGGAGGCUCAUGGGAUCCUGGAAGGCUUCCAGCCCUCAGGUCGGUUUGGCUCAGCCUUGGCUGUGUUGGACUUCAAUGUGGACGGCAUGCCUGACCUGGCCGUGGGAGCACCCUCGGUGGGCUCGGAGCAGCUCACAUACAAAGGAGCCGUGUACGUCUACUUUGGUUCUCGGCAAGGAAGGAUGUCUUCUCCCCCUAACAUCACCAUCACAUGCCAGGACACGUACUGUAACCUGGGCUGGACACUCCUGGCUACGGAUGUGAACGGAGACAGCAAGCCUGAUCUGGUGAUUGGCUCCCCUUUUGCACCUGGUGGAGGGAAGCAGCAGGGAAUCGUUGCUGCGUUUCACUCUGGCCCCAGCCGGAAUGACAAAGGUAAUGUCCUGCUUGCUGGGAACUGUCACCCAGAUACUGCGGCUGAGCCCUGUGCCUGCUGUUCAAGUCUAGGCCGAUUAUUCCGCAGCCAGAACGAGAAACUCAACCUCGGGAGGGUGGACGGCUAUUUCCCGCCAGAGCAUCAAAGCGCCUUUACAAUUUCCGGAGACAAGGUGAUGGGGAAACUGGGCACGUCGCUGUCCAGUGGCCAUGUGUUGCUGAAUGGGGUCCGGAUGCAAGUGCUCCUGGUGGGGGCUCCAACCCACGAUGACGUGUCGAAGAUGGCGUUCCUGACCAUGACCUUGCACCAAGGUGGAACCACUCGGAUGUAUGCUUUAACGCUGGAUUCGCAGCCUGCUCUGCUCAGCACCUUCAGCGGGGACCGCCGCUACUCUCGCUUUGGUGGAGUUCUGCACCUGAGUGACCUGGAUCAGGAUGGCUUAGAUGAGAUCAUCAUGGCGGCUCCGCUGAGGAUAGCUGAUAUCACCUCUGGACUGAUGGGAGGGGAGGAUGGCCGUGUGUACAUCUAUAACGGCAAGCACACCACCCUCGGCGACAUGACAGGCAAAUGCAAAUCCUGGAUGACUCCAUGUCCGGAGGAAAAGGCCCAAUACGUAUUGGUUUCCCCUGAAGCCAGCUCGCGGUUUGGGAGCUCCAUGGUCACUGUGGGGUCCAAGGCGAAGAACCAAGUUGUCAUUGCUGCUGGAAGGAGUUCUUUGGGAGCCCGGCUCUCUGGGGCGCUUCACGUCUAUAACCUUGGCCCAGAGUAGCUUCUGCUGUUCCCCUCAUCGCGCCUCCCCUCCCCCCUUCUCUAUGCUGUGUCUUCUCCAGCCAGAGUUCUGGUGGACAAAGUAGCACCCCCUGCCCCACCGGUAUAGUGAUGGUAGGUCCCAGCACCGGUGGGGUGUCUGAAAGCCAGGUGAUGUGGACAUCUGACUUUUCUUUGAUGACACCACAGGGGUGUGAAAUGAGACGAUUCUCUGGUCACUUCUUUUGCAACCGAGCCUUUCCUUUCUCCGCUGAAGUAUGUACUACCUGUGCUCAGAUCUGCUGAGCCACCUGUUUCCCUGCACGGCAGGCAGAAAUAACAUCAGGAGGUUGAGAAGCAGCACAGUGAGGAGAAUGUGUGGGGAUGAAAAACUCACAUAAUUUAUAAUGGUUUUGAAUGAGGCUGCCAUUAAUCGGGGGUAUGAAUAAUGUCUUCUAUAGUGCAGGAUACACGUAAUAAAGACAUAGACCUUG
Echinops telfairi (small Madagascar hedgehog) is the source of this 3004-nucleotide messenger RNA. RefSeq names its product glycosylphosphatidylinositol specific phospholipase D1 (gene GPLD1). The transcript is spliced from 25 exons. Gene Ontology annotation, cellular component: extracellular matrix; extracellular region. NCBI's taxonomy places the organism in Eukaryota, Metazoa, Chordata, Mammalia, Afrosoricida, Tenrecidae. Gene Ontology annotation, molecular function: GPI anchor phospholipase D activity. The coding region runs from base 121 to 2532 and encodes 803 amino acids. The record is from RefSeq and is a predicted model, not a curated record.